This is a messenger RNA of Xyrauchen texanus (razorback sucker), 2319 nucleotides long. RefSeq lists its product as uncharacterized. The transcript is spliced from 8 exons. Gene Ontology annotation, cellular component: cytoplasm. Bases 455 to 1441 code for a protein of 328 amino acids. The record is from RefSeq and is a predicted model, not a curated record. NCBI's taxonomy places the organism in Eukaryota, Metazoa, Chordata, Actinopteri, Cypriniformes, Catostomidae.
UACUGCGGCAACAGCUUAUGUCUGCUUCCUGAGUGUUCUUCCAACCUAAGAGAGUUAUAGGGGCAGAAAGGAAGUUUGUGUGUGUUAGUGCAAAGGCAAGGUAGAGUGUGUCGUGUACAUUUGUGAGAAAGAAGGAAAAAGGGAAAGAGAGAGAGAGAGAGAGAGAGAGAGAGAGAGAGUAUGGAAUGCUGUGAUGUCACCAGCUAAGUCAUAACACAAAGGCAAGAAGGACACACAAGCACUCUCUCUCCCACUUAGUAAAGUCUGCCGUGGAGCGUCCGCACCCAGCUCUUGUCGAGUUUAUGGAUGCUGAUCAGUGAUGAGAGCGUGUGUGUGGUGAAGGCACGUCACAGCUGUAGGUUUGAGGACCAGGCUGGGCUUCAUCGUUGUUACCAUAAUCAUCCUCGCUCUUACAGAACUUCAGGAUAUAUAAAGGAACACCACACACACGGCCAUGCUGCAGCAGAUCCUGAAGGACAUGUACAUCGACCCGGAUGUGCUGGAUGCUCUGAACGAUGAGCAAAAGAAGACCCUCUUCAUGAAGAUGCGCGAGGAGCAGGUGCGACGCUGGAAGGAGCGAGAGGAGAAGCUGGAGAGGGAGCCACUCAAAACCAAACCAAACAGAGCUCAUAACAAGAGUGUGAGCUGGCUGCUGGGGCGAGAUGGAGAUGUGCAUGUCAUUGUCAUCGGCGAGGUUGAUGAACUCAAAUCCUCUAAGAUCAUCUAUUCAGGGUUUGGAGAGAGAAAAACACCCAGCGUCCUGAACAAUUCACACAAUGAGUCUGGCACUUUGAAGAGCAACUUGGCAAUUCGAACAUCAGCAGAACCUGUACGAUCAGGGAGAGAAAAUCUUCCGCCCAGACUGCAUUCAGGAGUCCAACUGAACUUAAAGGAGAACAACGACAACGACUUAAGGACUCUGGCGCCUCCACAGGUUCCAGUAAAUGAAGAAAACCCUUCAUUACCUGUAGAAAAUGUAUCCCAUAAUCAGCCUUUAGACUCCAAAGAAGAGGCUGAGUCAGGACUCUCAGAAGAUGGCUCGGCACUCCUGUCGUCAAUUUACUAUCGGCCCCACUUGACAUCUUUCCUACCGACACACUCGGGCCCCAGGAGACCUGCCCAUAUGGACAUCGAGGACAGGACAACCAAUCAGCUGCGUGAUACAUCCAGACUCCAUCCCCAAGACACCCCCAAACCACAGAUCAACAGAGGAAAAGAUUUCCAAGUGGUGCCCGCCUCAAAACGGGCGUUUUCUGUCGACAUGGGGUCUGAAGUAGCUGAGGAGAGCUGUUUGGGACGGGGCCGUGUUGCUCAGCUCAUGAAAACCUUCAGUGUGUCCAGUGAGUCCCCGCCCACCCAAGCUCCACCCAGUGUCAACAAACCUCUAAUACCAGAAAAGCCUAGCCACUUGAGGUUCCGCCCCUCACCCUCCCUCAGGUAAUCGACAAGGGACCAACUCCUGCACUGCAUCCAGGCCUCUUUGGACACUGCAAAACACCCAACCCAGGUGUCCAGUUCAUUGGCUCUAUUGAGAGGUGUAGAUGCAUAACUUCUCUCAGGAACAUGAAUGCUUCUGUUACCAAAGUAAUAUGGUAGGGUAAAUAAUUUUUGCAGUGUUGUUGUUGUUGUUUUUGUUUUUUAUGGUAUGAGUAUGUUUGGUAAGUUGUUCAGCAGGAAAGGAACACCUGCUACAUCAGUCUGUCAAUACAUUCAGUAAUAAUAUUGACCUGGAUGUAUGACUAAAUUGCACUGUCUGACAUGAAAUCAUGAAAUCCUAACCACCAGUAUAAGACUGAUUUACUUCUCUUAAAACAAACAAACAAUGCUAAACCAAAGUUAUUCAUCCUGUUGGUUAAUGUUGUCCAGAUCACUUUUGCUUACUCAAGACAUCUUGAAGGCCAUAGCUUAUAUGAAGGCUGUCACGUUUUAGUGGAAAAAGCCAGAUCUCUGUAUUGUUGGAGGUUGAUGGUCUCAGAUUCCACCGGUGCAGCAAUAACAUGAAUCAGAUUGUCUAUUUUUAUGCAUCCGGUUCUAUAUUCUUUAAUAUUAUAAUGAUUAUAUUUAAAUUGAACAACUUUGGUAAUCAGGUCAUCGGUCGAUGGGGCAGCAGUUACCUUUAAAAAGUUCCUCGUGUAUUUUUUAUUUUUUUUCAAUGUCACAUUUGCUUGCACUUAAUUAUGGAUUUGUAUGUGCUGGAAGAGUUUAUAUACAUGCUCUGUCCUGGCUCAAAGCUUGUAUUUCUCAUCCACACAUUCUGGGUAAGUGUUGGAUAUUGCCUCUUUAAUAAAAUGAUCAAACUCCCUUCAGGUUCCGGAUACA